Anoplopoma fimbria (sablefish) is the source of this 2163-nucleotide messenger RNA. It is a transcript of the gene vgf, whose product is annotated as VGF nerve growth factor inducible. Bases 1 to 2163 code for a protein of 720 amino acids. The transcript has a single exon. The record is from RefSeq and is a predicted model, not a curated record. Gene Ontology annotation, molecular function: neuropeptide hormone activity. NCBI's taxonomy places the organism in Eukaryota, Metazoa, Chordata, Actinopteri, Perciformes, Anoplopomatidae.
AUGAUUUGGUACCACGAUGCCUCAAGUGCCCUUACCCUCCUAGUCCUCCUGACAGGGGCUUCCUUCCUCCAUCUGUCCACCUCCAAGCCAAUCAACACCCCUGGAGAUGUCGAUAACCACAACAGAGAUGCUCCUCCUGGAAGGAAAGAGGAGACACGAUCUAUGCAGAAAGAAGUUGCGGAUGACGAAGAGGAGCUCUUCAAAGAUGUAGAUCCCAAAACACUGGCGGCGGUUUUACUGGAGGCACUGAAUCACUCACGAGUAGAGCAAAGACGGAAGGGAGGGGAGCGCAAUGGGAUGGAAGGAGAAAUGAAGGCUGAGAUGGGGAAGGUUAAAGAAGAAGAAGCAGACAGAGAAGUAAGAACAAUGGAGGGGGCAGAUAGAGACCGAGAUGGACGACAGGAGUUAGAGCUGCUGAUGGCCGCGCAGCAGAAGAAGCGGGAAAGAGAGGAGGAGGAGGAGAAGCAGAAAGCUCGAGAAGAAGAGGAGAAGAUGACAGAAAAGGUGAUCAGUCGCACCACAAGUCAGAAGGUCCAGGUCCCAGCAGAGCGGCAGCCCGCUAGUCUGGAUGGAAGAGGGGAGAACGGGCAGGGUGCUGCUCCCCAGCAGGCGACAAACAGCCCUGAACAAGGCAGCAACGAGGAGGAGGAGCAGCUAAGCCCUGAGGAGCUAAAGAACCUCGAGACCAUGAUGAAGGAGUUUCCUAGUUUGAACACGGCCACUAAGAGGGAGGGAGAUUCAGAGCAAAAUCAGAGGGAGGGCAGGGGUUACAGCAGCUACAACGACAUCAUACCAAUCAGCAAAGGAAACGACCUCGCCAUGUCUAAGAAGAAACUGAAAUGGCAGGAGGAGACGCAGAAAGGCAUGAACUUCCCAACAUUCAGGGGAGGCAAUUUCAUGGACGACUUCGAGGACAAUAAUUACGCUGGCAGUAAUGCAGCACAGUCGCAGCAACUGGCGGAGCCGGAGGUGACGGAAGAUGAUGAACCAGAGGAGGAAGAGGAAGAUGAGGAGGUGUUGAGUCCCGAGGAGGAGGAAGCUCAGGCUAAAGCGGAGCAGGAAGAGAUGAGGCGACAGGCGGCCGAGGCACAGAGAGCCAAGAUGGAGGAGGAGAAACUGGCCGACAUCGCUUCGGACAUGCUGUUGCGCUACAUGGUCAAACAGAACAACGGGAACAAGAAGUACAGCUCAUCCCUGUCCAACGCCGCGGAGGACAAGAGGUCCGAUGAGGAACAGGAGGUGACGGAGGAGGACGAUAUCGAUCCCCAGACCAUCGACAAGCUGAUUGAGAUCUCCAACAAGCUCCACCUCCCUGCUGACGACGUGGUGGACAUCAUCAGCGAUGUGGAAAAGAAGAAGAAGAAAGACGUGCCCCCCGAGAUGGCGUCUCGUUGGCAACGACCUCUGACUCCGCUGUCUUCCCAGUUCUCGUCAACCAAUGGUUUCUCAGCAUCGCAGAUUCCAACCAGUCAAAAUAGCUUCUCCGUCUCCAAGCAACCCUCUCCAGCUGUCAAUCUCCUCAAAACAUGGUUGCAGGAGAAAUCGCCAACCAAGUCGCAGGAUCUCUGGAGCAAACCUGCCAAGCCUCUGUUAGCCAGUCAGAAUCGUUGGCCCAAACCUCAGAAUCCUCUGUCAAGCAAACAGGACCUCUGGCUCAAAUCACCCAAGUCAGUUUGGACUGGCUACCCUUUGUACCCCUACACAUACCCGUCAUACUACCAGCGGAAGCUGUACCCAGACUACUACCCUAUCUAUUUCCCUCCUCCCCCCAGACCAAAACCACGUUACUACGUCCCCAAACCCGCUUUUACCCUCAACAACUUCCUUGGGAAUUCCGUGGAUGACACCUACUCUUUCCCUCCAAAACGCCGUUACCACAGCUGGGUUCAACCCCGGCUGAGAAAUCCCCCCGCAGUCCUUCAGCAGAGGCCUUACUACACCGGCUACCGGUAUCAGCCUGUACCCAUCCCCAAACCUCGCUCCCCUCCCCGAAUGCCUGUGAUCCCGCCUCAGCAGAAGUAUUAUUACUCAGCCCCGGCAGCACCUGCAGCGACUAGAGAUGAAGAUUAUUACAUUGCUGGAAAUCAGCCAGACAGCAGCAACCGUGACGAUCUGGAGAAAUACAUACAGCAGAUACUCAUGAAGAGGCCACUGUUGGACUAA